AUGAUCAUGUUGCUCAUGUUCGCCCUCUUCACAAGUUACACCCUGCAGCAGAAGAAGAUCCAAGCUGUGCAUGAGACUGUUCUGUCGAUUUUCGCAGGCAUGUUUGUUGGGUUGAUCAUUCGUCUGACUCCUAAGUCGACUCUGCAAGACAGCGUCGCCUUCGACUACCAAUUCUUCUUUAAUCUCCUCCUCCCUCCAAUUAUCCUCGCCUCCGGAUAUGAGCUUCACCAAGCGAACUUCUUCCGCCAUAUCGGCACCAUCCUCACCUUCGCGUUCGCCGGUACUCUUAUCUCCGCAGUCGUUCUCGCCCUGGUCUUGUACUUAUGGACACGAAUUCCGCUGAACGGCCUCGAUAUUUCUUUCGUUGAAGCGCUCUCCGUUGGAGCUACUCUUUCUGCUACAGACCCUGUCACCAUCUUAGCUAUUUUCAAUCUCUACAAGGUUGAGCCAAAGCUGUACACGAUCAUUUUCGGAGAGUCCAUUCUUAACGAUGCGAUUGCUAUUGUGCUCUUCGAGACUGCGCAAAAGUACGCCCAGAAUGCGGCCGGCUCGUUGACAAUCCUCCAUUUAUUCGAGGCUAUCGGACUCUUCCUGCUUGUGUUCUUUGGUAGUAUGGUGGUCGGCAUGCUGGUGGGAAUCACUACAGCACUGGGUCUGAAGUACACUCACGUGCGACGUAUGCCCCAUAUUGAGAGCUGUCUGAUUAUUUUGAUCGCAUAUGCCAGCUAUUUCUUCUCCAACGGCGUGCACUUGUCUGGUAUUGUGUCUCUGCUGUUCUGCGGCAUCACUCUCAAGCAUUAUGCAUACUACAACAUGUCGCGCCGCACGCAGUUAACUACCAAAUACCUAUUCCAGGUGAUGGCCCAACUUUCGGAGAACUUUAUCUUCAUUUACCUUGGUCUCGACUUGUUUGUCGAAGCCAACCUUCAAUUCAACCCUCUAUUCAUCCUAGUGGCCUUCUUCGGUAUCUGCCUGGCGCGUUAUCUCGCGGUGUUCCCGCUGUCCAAGGCUAUCAAUUGGUUUAUUCGGUACCGCGCCCGCCGUCGUGGCGUCGAGGUCACCGAUGAGCUACCAUUCGCCUAUCAAGCCAUGCUGUUCUGGGCUGGGCUCCGAGGUGCUGUCGGUGUGGCUCUAGCAGCCGGUCUUACUGGGGUGAACGCCCCUGCCCUUCGUGCCACCGUCCUCGUCGUUGUUGUGUUGACCGUCAUCAUCUUCGGUGGAACCACAGCCCGCAUGCUCGAGAUUCUAGGCAUCAGAACCGGUGUGGUUGAAGAACUUGACUCCGAUGAUGAAUUCGAUACUGAAGUCACCCAUGGCGGCACUUAUUACAAACGCUCCGAUACCAGCCUGGGCUACACUCCACGACGCACUGGCUCAAACAUUCCCCUGGACGGCCUCACAACAGACCCCAACGCUUCACGUGCCGGACUUGGAGCGCGAGCCGGCAGCUACUCAAGUGGAAGCAGCCGCCGCCCCAGCCCACCUUACACUCACACCCGGAUGUACUCGGCCGCCUACGGUAACAAGGAUCAGUCCUGGCGCGACCGCCAAUCUGCCGCAACCCUCCUCAACGCUGGUGCUGGCCCAAGUGCCGGUGAAGGUAGUGAUGACGAGUUCGGUCUCCCACCCACAGGUAUCCUCCGCAACGACCCUACCCACCCCGAUGAGUUCGAUCUCGAUAUGGAUGGAAUUUCCGACGAUGAUCUUCCCCCCGCGGCCAAGGGCGCUUCUCGUCUCCGACGCUCCGCCUCCCAGCCUCCUCGCCCCAUCGGUACUCCCUCCCCCAACUUGGCCGCAACUUACGGCGUCUCGCCCUCCCGUCAUCUCCCUGGUCUUACUGCUCGCGAAGCACUGCGGGAUCUCUUCUCCGGCGGGGCUUCGGGUGAUCAUGCGGCUUGGUUCCGGCAGCUCGACGAAGAGUACAUCAAGCCAACCUUGCUGCUGGAUCAGUCGAACCACAAGGGACCUGGACCAGGUAAUGUUUGA
Messenger RNA from Penicillium salamii, 1986 nucleotides. NCBI's taxonomy places the organism in Eukaryota, Fungi, Ascomycota, Eurotiomycetes, Eurotiales, Aspergillaceae. The record is from the annotation of a GenBank genome assembly.